AUGAGAAUGGAGAAGGUGAAUAACUCCUUGACAACAGAGUUCAUCCUGGUGGGAUUCUCAGAUCACCCAGACCUGAAGAUCCUCCUAUUCUUGGUGUUCUUUGUUAUCUAUCUGGUCACCAUGGUGGGGAAUCUGGGGCUGGUGGCCUUGAUCUACAUGGAACGCCGUCUUCACACACCCAUGUACAUCUUCCUGGGCAACCUGGCUCUCAUGGAUUCCUGCUGCUCCUGUGCCAUCACUCCUAAGAUGCUACAGAACUUCUUUUCUGUGGACAGAAGGAUUUCUCUCUAUGAAUGCAUGGCACAGUUCUAUUUUCUCUGUCUUGCUGAAACUGCAGACUGCUUCCUUCUGGCAGCAAUGGCCUAUGACCGCUACGUGGCCAUAUGCAACCCACUGCAGUACCACACCAUGAUGUCCAAGAAGCUCUCCAUUCAGAUGAGUAUAGCCACCUUCAUAGCCAGCAACUUGAAUUCUAUGGUUCAUGUAGGCUGUCUCUUAAAUUUAACUUUCUGUAAAUCAAAUCGUAUUGAUCACUUCUUCUGUGAUGUUCUUCCACUAUUUAGACUGUCCUGUACAGAGCCUUUUAUUAAUGAACUAAUGAUAUACAUUGUUUCAAUGCCAAUUCAAGUCUUUACGAUUACCACUGUCUUGGUCUCUUACUUUUGCAUUCUUUUCACUAUUUUCAAGAUGAAAUCCAAGGAUGGGAGAGGAAAAGCAUUUUCUACUUGUGGGUCCCACUUUCUUUCUGUGUCAAUAUUCUACAUCUGCCUUCUCAUGUAUAUUCGACCAUUUGAAGAAGGGAAUAAAGAUAUACCAGUGGCUAUAUUUUAUACAAUAAUAAUUCCUUUGUUAAACCCUUUUAUUUACAGCCUGAGGAAUAAGGAGGUUUUAAAUGCUGUUAAGAAAGUUGUAAAUACUUACAGCACUUUAAAAAAAUCUUCAACAUCUACAGCUGACUAA
This is a messenger RNA of Cricetulus griseus (Chinese hamster), 960 nucleotides long. The record is from RefSeq and is a predicted model, not a curated record. Lineage: Eukaryota; Metazoa; Chordata; Mammalia; Rodentia; Cricetidae.